AUGGGUCUCUUCUUUAACGUUGCUCUUGCCAUCUUCGUGGGCACGGGCAGCUUCCUCUUCGGCUACGAUUCGGGAGUCAUGACAAUUGUCAUCCAGUCACCCAACUUUCUCGAAUUCUUCCGCACAGACAAGACUUCGCCGAUUAUAGGAGCAAUCAAUGCGACAUUCUCGGGAGGCGCCUUCUUUGGCUCGAUGAUGGGUGGCUUCACAAUGGAUAGUCUUGGUAGAAGGAAAACCAUCAUGAUCGGUGCUAUCAUCAACCUCAUCGGCGCUAUACUUCAAUGCGCUGCUCAAGAUCUCGCCAUGAUACUCGUCGGUCGCAUCUUCGCUGGCUGGGCCGUCGGUAUCUUAUCCAUGUCAGUACCCGUUUACCAAACAGAAUGCGCUCACCCAAAAAUCCGCGGUCUCAUAACCGGUAUUACCCAGCAAAUGAUCGGCGUAGGCUUCAUCAUCUCAACCUGGGUCGGAUACGGGUCCUCCAAAGUACCCGCCACCUCUUCCUUCUCCUGGCGCUUCCCGCUCGCCUUCCAAUGUAUCCCCUGCCUCAUCAUCAUCUGCGGCAUACUCUUCUUCCCCGAAUCUCCCCGCUACCUCGUGGAAAACGAUCGCGCGGAAGACGCGCUCAAGGUGCUCCGCAAACUGCACUACGACGGCAGCAACGAAGAAUGGAUCCAAACCGAGUUCAACGAAAUCAGACUAACUAUUGACGCUGAGAAGGCGAUUUCCGCCCCAGGAUGGAGAAUCAUGUUUACCGUGCCGGUGUAUAGGACAAGACUGAUGCAUGCUACAUUAGCACAGGUGUUUACGCAAAUGACUGGCAUAAACGUUAUAGGAUACUACUCCACAAUCCUCUACGACAACCUCGGCAUAGUCGGCGACCGCAAUCUCCUCGUAACAAGCAUCUACAACAUCGUCGGCCCAGUCUUCAACCUCUUCUUCAUCAUCUUCCUCCUUGACCGCGUCGGCCGUAGAAAACCCCUUCUUUUCGGCACAAUCGGCAUUUCCAUCGCCCUCGUCUGCGAAGCCAUCAUCGGUUCGCAGGUCGAGCACGCCACGGGCUCCCGGCGUGAUUCGCUGUCAGCUGCUGGUGUCUUCUUCUUGUUCUUGGUGUCGUGCAUCUUUAGCAUGUCAUUUGGGCCCAUCUCGUGGGUUUACGCGUCGGAGAUUAUGCCGCUGAGUAUACGCGGGAGGGGCUCGGCCUUUGCAACGGGUGUGGGGAAUUGGCUCGUGGGGACAGUUUGGAGUCAAGUGUCACCGAUUGGGUUGGGGAAUAUCACGUACAAGUUUUACUUCAUUUUUGUGGCAUUCAAUCUCUUGGUUACGCUGCCGACGGUGUUUUUCGUCUUCAAGGAAACGAAACAGCUUACUCUUGAGGAGAUUGAUUUGCUGUUUGGAGAGAGGGCGUUGGGUAUACUGCCGGAUAAUUUGGAUGACAAGCAGAAGGUUAUUGAGUUGGAGAGGAUCAGUGCGGCGAAGAAACAGCUUGCUGGGACGAAUGUGACGGCUGUUCAUUAG
This is a messenger RNA of Pyrenophora tritici-repentis Pt-1C-BFP, 1515 nucleotides long. RefSeq names its product AraJ, Arabinose efflux permease. Gene Ontology annotation, cellular component: membrane. The record is from RefSeq and is a predicted model, not a curated record. Gene Ontology annotation, biological process: carbohydrate transport; transmembrane transport. NCBI's taxonomy places the organism in Eukaryota, Fungi, Ascomycota, Dothideomycetes, Pleosporales, Pleosporaceae. Gene Ontology annotation, molecular function: carbohydrate:proton symporter activity.